AUGUCGAACAUGGAGCUCUUACCGACGGUAAGCCACAGAGACCACAACCGUCGUUGAGCCGCCUUGUGCUGUUGUGGCCCCUGGCCAUGUGUGUGCUUCUUGGCCCAUUCCAGGGAGACGGCCAAGAAGAUCGCACGAGAACAGACGCCACCAUGACGGCGUUUCAGCGAGUUUUCGCGCCCAUCGCCAUCGACAGCAGGCAAUUUCCUUUGCUCGGGGACGGGGAAGCAGCAACAGCAGUCAUGGCGGCGGAGGAGGAGCAGCGCAGGCGGCAGUGUUUGUUGUGGAUGAAGCCGGAGGAUGUAGAGGUGGCGAUGGAGGCGUAAGAAGCGCACUGCAGGGGAGGUGAGCGGGCAGCUACGCAAUGGCCAGACAGACAGACAGACAGGCAGACAGACAGACAGACAGACAGGGAGACGGCUGCCAGGGUGCUGGAAAAGGGCCGGGCCCGGCGGAGUGGGUCGCUGCAUGGCAUCUGCUCUGCGUGUCCUGUCGUCUUUUGCAGAGGCUUGAGGCGGCCAAAGCCCUCGAGACGGCCAAGGUGAGUCAUCGGCCAACGCCAAUCAGUGGAGAGCGCUACGGCCAAGAUCGAUUUCUGUCCUUGUCUGCAGGCGGCCCUGUACCACCAGACGGGGCUCCAGGUGCCCACGGGCGAGACCCACACCUUCGGUGGACAGGGCAGUCUGUGGCGAUGCGGGCGGUACAUGGUCAAGAUCCUGGACACGAAGUGCUCCAGAGGCGGGGUAUGCAACGAAACCACACACGAAUGGGACAAGCACACAAUAGGCAGUCACUUAUCGUGUCUGCUUGUCUUUGUAGCCGCCCACCGUACACGCACUGCUAUCAGAUCUUGCCGGAACAGCGACUGCUGCGGGCUGACGUGGAAGUGCAAGAAGCGUGA
Messenger RNA from Vitrella brassicaformis, 901 nucleotides. The record is from the annotation of a GenBank genome assembly. NCBI's taxonomy places the organism in Eukaryota, Vitrellaceae.